AUGCUCGGCUUUCAGGUUCUUCUUGUCGCCCUCCAGGCGUGGGCGAUCACCGCUGCUCCUCUCCUCGUCGCUCGCCAAAAGGAUACCAUCACCACCGCUCUCGGCAUGGUCCAGACCUCUCUCCAGAAGCUCGAUACCGCCGUCAAGGGAAUCUCCGCCAACGACGCCAACUCUGUGGCUCCUGUUCUCACCGCGGCUCAAGGUUCUCAAGAUGCUCUUACAAAGGCCACCUCCAUGAUCGACAGUGCCGACAGCGUUGGUCUCUUUGGCGCACUUGGCCUCCAGCAGACUGCCGGCGACCUCGUCACGCAGGUCCAGACUACCCUCGGCGACCUCUCGCAGAAGAAACCCGUGUUCGAUCAGCUUGGUGUCAGUUCCGUCGUUAAGGAUGCUCUUAUGCAACAAAAGACUGGCAGUGGCGCGCUCGGUGACACCCUACUCGGCAAGGUCCCUGCCAUCGCCCGCCCGAUUGCGCAACAGAGCACUGGUCAACUUGCGGAGGCUUUGGAUAGCGCUAUUGCGACGUUCUCAGCAUAG
Molecule: messenger RNA, 537 nt
Organism: Colletotrichum abscissum
Lineage: Eukaryota; Fungi; Ascomycota; Sordariomycetes; Glomerellales; Glomerellaceae
Product: cell wall protein
Exons: 1
Coding region: 1-537 (178 amino acids)
Cellular component (GO): extracellular region
Source: RefSeq, a predicted model, not a curated record